CACGUGUCCGCCACGUGAACAGCUGAUUGUGACGUCAUUCAGCAACAAGCAACAUGGCGGAGUGGAACAGAGGCCAUGGCUCUGUGGAUGAUGUGCUCGAUGCUGAAAACAAACGGCUGGCAGAGAACCUGGCCAACAAAGUGUCCAGACUGAAAUCUUUGGCUUACGACAUCGACAGAGAAGUGGACGAUCAGAAUGAGUACCUGGAUGGCAUGGACUCAAACUUCAUGAGUGCGACAGGCCUGCUCACUGGCAGUGUGAAACGUUUCUCCACCAUGGUCCGAUCAGGACGAGACAACCGCCGUAUCCUGUGUUACGUCUCCAUGGGGAUGGUCCUGGUCUUCCUUGUUCUUUACUACCUGGUGUCCAGGAUCCACCAAUAACUGGGAAAACAAGAUCAGCCAGGCUCUGAUAUGGAGCUGAGACUUUAGACUGUAAUGUCAAAACUGAUUUAAAUAAAGACUUUUUUUAUUUUGCACCAAAGAAAGAAAGCACGACGUAGGCAAAAUUGGAUUGACCAGUUGGAGGUGUCAGUCAGCCCACCGGAGGAAACUGUAGUGGACGUGGUCACGUCAAUGAGACGCCUGAACUUUGGGAUCUUUGAGUUGGCUAUGAGUACGUCCCAUCCUGCAGCAGCAAGUCCUGAUUUGGUUGGAAGACAACAGAGCCCGGACGCUCGGGAGGUGGGAAUGUCAUUCACCAUAUCCGAGUUUAAUUGAUUGAUGAACCUGUCAAUCAGGAGAAAAUUUCCAAAAAAUCAGUUUGAGUUUUCACACCUAGAGCUUGUUUAUCUUCCUCCGAGUCCAUCUUGUUUCAGUUCUUGUCACAUACAAAAACAUCUAACAGCCAAAAUGCAUCACAAACAUACAACACUGUAAGUAUUAGGCACAUAUUUGUCAUGCAGGAGGGAGAAAAUACAGAAAAUAUAGAAAUGGUGGUGCUGUGUUUAGUCCAAACACCAGUAAGCCACCACAUUAAAAUUACAUGCAUAAUACAUUAACAUAAGACUUGUGUUCAGUGUCCUGUGAUUUGUGGUCUAUAUUUAUGCUAUAUUACCACAUUCACCUGCAUAAAUGAGUCACAACAAGAGGGAAACUGAAUCAAGAGUCCGACUGUACUAAAGUCAAUAACUGGGAAAUAAUCUGCGAUUUUAGUCAGUGUAAUGCUCUGCAAUGUUGACAUUUCUCUCUAUCUAUGUUUAGUGUUUCCUACUGUCUCACAAUGAAGUGCAAGGAAGGAAAUGACUGACGAGGCAGAGGUCAAAAAGUUUUAUAUGUGGAAAAUAUAGCAAUUUUUAAUUUGUCCAAAAUUAAUUGUGUUUGUUACUGCUAGGGCAAACAUAUGAAGGUCAAACAUGCAUAUAUUCAUUAUUUUGGGGCACUAAAACUAAUCAGUCCACCCCACUAGUACAAAAAGUGGUACCAUCUGCUUUUGGCUGGUCUUGGUCUUGUCACUGCAUUUUGAAAGAUAGCUCUUAAGACUUUUGACAUGUUCAUAUGUUAUUAGCCAUCCUUUCAGUAUGUUUGCAAUCCAGACUGUUUUUAUAAUUAUAAGAAAUGUUGGGACCUAUCCUAUCCUGUUGAUGGGUUACAAGAAUAUU
Molecule: messenger RNA, 1600 nt
Organism: Maylandia zebra (zebra mbuna)
Lineage: Eukaryota; Metazoa; Chordata; Actinopteri; Cichliformes; Cichlidae
Gene: bet1l
Product: Bet1 golgi vesicular membrane trafficking protein-like
Source: RefSeq, a predicted model, not a curated record